Molecule: messenger RNA, 893 nt
Organism: Salarias fasciatus (jewelled blenny)
Lineage: Eukaryota; Metazoa; Chordata; Actinopteri; Blenniiformes; Blenniidae
Exons: 6
Coding region: 105-893 (262 amino acids)
Source: RefSeq, a predicted model, not a curated record
CUGUAUUCAUUUAAUUAGAAAGCUCAGAGGAGAAUGCUUAAAAAGAGUUGGCCUAGGGGGUGACUGUUUCCUGCCAGAGUUUGCUGCAUACCGUGGCUAAAGCCAUGGGGUUUCUCUUCAGAUGGUUGCUGUUGUCCUUGCUAGCUGUUGGAAGACAACAUGCAAAUGCUUUCAGUAUUCGAUCAGCUGAGGAAUUCAGAGAUGAGGAAGUGCCUGCAAUGGGCAAUCAAACGGAACCACUGAGCUCUGCGGCCAAAAAUGAAUCUUCAUGGAGCGUGGAAGUCUAUGGUAGUGGUGAUUCACCUUUGGAUGACAAUGAGCAACAGGAAGAAGAUGGUGACUCUCAGCAGCAGGGACUUCGCCCACAGCCGAGGUGCCCGCCAAAGGUGCCGUGCAAAUCCACAGUGCCCAAUCCACGCAAGUGUCCAUCCAAACUGCUGCUAUGCAGUCCGCGGCAGCUCCAAGAAAUGGAACCACACGACUGCCCACCAGAUCUGCCGAACUGUGAUCCUGAGGAAAUGUCAGACACUGAAUCACGCCGCUGCCCGCCGGACCUGCUGGAUUGUGAUCCGGGGAAACUGCCGCCACACGCCUGCCUGCUGAAGCAACCCAGUCGCCUGAAAGUGGCCCGGAAACCUCUGUGUUCGCCUGAGCACCCCCUCUGCCCAAAACGGCACGGCUACCCGGUCAAGCGACAGCCGUAUUAUGUGUACACAUCCAAGCGGCCCCAGCAAUAUGUUUACCCCGGUAAAUGGCGCCAGCCGCAUGCUCACCUGUACAGGCGGCCCAAACGGCCCAAACAUCACGGCUACUCGAUCCACUGGCCGAAGCACCAUGGCUACCCCAACCGGGCCCAACAUCCCAGCUAUCAGAUUGCACACGGAGGACGCUGA